CCAUUAUUUUUGGUUCUAUAAAUGAAGAAGGUUAUGUACAAAACUAAAGUCUCUCUGUCUCUGUCUCUAGAACUGGAAAACGCAGUUAAACACUUCCCUCUCCUUCAUGAUACAACAAAAACAAAACACAAACUAGCACUUCCUCAAAUUAAAACACAAUGGUUGACGUCGACCGAAGAAUGACCGGUUUAAACCCGGCUCACAUAGCCGGUCUACGACGUUUAUCAGCACGAGCCGCUUCAUCUUCAUCCUCUUCCUCAGAACGCAAUGGUUUACUUUCAUUUUCUUCAGUGGUUGAUAAAGUCAUAACUCAACUUCAUAACUCAGGCGUACAAGUUCAACCUGGUCUCUCCGACGCUGAGUUCGCACGUGCAGAGGCAGAGUUCGGUUUCGUUUUCCCGCCGGACCUCCGAGCAAUUCUCGCCGCCGGCGUUCCUGUUGGUGCUGGUUUUCCUGACUGGCGAUCAAGCGGCGCUCGCCUCCGUCUUCGUGCUUCACUCGACCUUCCGAUCGCUGCGAUUUCGUUUCAGAUCGCAAGGAACGCUUUCUGGUCAAAAUCUUGGGGGUUAAGACCCUCCGAACCGGAAAAAGCACUGCGAGUUGCGAGAAAUGCUUUGAAAAAAGCUCCGUUACUGAUUCCAAUCUUCAACCAUUGCUACAUUCCUUCUUAUCCUUCACUCGCCGGAAACCCUAUUUUCUACGUCGACGAGAAUAGAAUCUUCUGUUGUGGUUUCGAUCUCGCCGAUUUCUUCCAACGCGAAGCUCUCUUCCGAAGCUCCGAAUCGGAUCCGAAGAUUCUCAUGAAACAGAGAUCCGUUAGCGAGAAAUCCGCGGGUUCCUCAACGGUUUUUUCUCGGAGGAGUCUCGAUAAUGGAGGAAGAACGCCAAGGUGGGUGGAAUUUUGGACAGAAGCCGCCACGGAUCGCCGCCGGAGAAACUCUCUGUCGUCGGUUUCGUCGUCGCCGGAGAGGUUUUUUGAAAUGCGACGGUCUGAAAUUCCGGAUUGGGUGGAUGAAUACAUAGGGAAAAUCGGGUCGGUUUUGAGAGCGGGUGGGUGGAGCGAACCGGAUAUAACCGAAAUGGUUCAAGUUUCGGCUUCUAGUUUUUUUGAAGGGGAUUUGGUUGUGCUGGAUAAUCAAGCGUUGUUGGAUGCUUUGCUUUUGAAAGCGGAUAGGUUUUCGGAUUCGCUCCGAAAAGCUGGCUGGAGCUCCGAAGAAGUUUCCGAAGCUUUGGGAUUCGAUUUUCGACCGGAGAAGGAAAGGAAACCGGUUAAGAAGCUGUCGCCGGAACUCGUGGAAAGAAUCGAGAAACUGGCUCAGUCGGUUUCCCGGUCAUGAUAUAAUUAUACUUUGAAUUGGGAUGGGAUGAACAUUUUUCCUUUUUUUACUUUUUGUUUUUUUCCUUCCAAUUUUAAUUUUUAAGAUAUUAGGUUUUGGUUCUCCCUCUUUUGGGAUACGACGAGGAAUUGGAGAAACGCCAUGUACUAGGAAACAAAGUGCACAAAAUAGUUUGAUUUUACAUGUUUAUGAUAAUCUUUGCCUUUAUAUAUACUACAAAAUUAUACUAGUAAGUUCAUAAUAAAUUACCAACGGUUGAAUAUUUCUGUCUUU
Cicer arietinum (chickpea) is the source of this 1610-nucleotide messenger RNA. RefSeq lists its product as uncharacterized. NCBI's taxonomy places the organism in Eukaryota, Viridiplantae, Streptophyta, Magnoliopsida, Fabales, Fabaceae. The record is from RefSeq and is a predicted model, not a curated record.